AUGGCACAGAACGAAGAAUAUCGACGGAGCGAUGGAAGGGGCGCGACGACAAUGAGGAAGCUCGGGAUAGAAAUUGGCGGGUUAAGCAAGAGCGAUGGCAGUGCGAGGUUUGGGUUCGGUGCCGAACAAGUAAUUGCGGGAUUUCACGGUCCCUCCGAGGCAGAUCGUAGAGACGAAUUGAUCGAUCGAGCUGCAUUGCGAAUAUCGCAUCGACCACUAGAGAGCAUCCCAGGCGUCUCUUCGAAAGCAAUCGCGGCCUCGCUCGAGAGCAUAUACCUCCCCCUUCUCAACGUUCAUGCCUUUCCCAAAGCCUCGCUGCAACUCACUCUCCAAUCCAACACAUCGGGGUCAUCUUCCCUCAAUCACUCUUCCAUGGCUGCUCGUGCGACCUGCAUCAACGCCGCGACGCUAGCAAUUAUGGACGGAGGAAGCGUCGACCUCCUCGGUGUCCCCGUAGCUUGUGCGAUCGCGGUCGUCCCCUCGCGGCCAAGAUCGAAACGAUACGACUUCGACGCUUCGUAUGUGACCCUAGAUGGUACGACCCCGAACGAAGAUGUCGAGGACGAGGAAGAUGAGGGGGGAGUGACGAUGAUCCUGGAUCCGACAUUGGAGGAAGAAAAGAUCGCCAAGAGCAGAUUCGUCUUUGCCUGGGCUUUCGGAGCCGGGCUCGGCCGGAAAGGCUUGGGAUCGGAAAAUGUGUAUCUCGAAAGCGAGGGAGCUUUCGAUAAUGUUCAGUUUCAAAACGCCUACAAUGCUUCGAGAAUAGCUUGCGAGCAGAUCCUCCGGGAGAUUCGGGACAAGGCGAGCGAAGGACGAUAG
Messenger RNA from Filobasidium floriforme, 819 nucleotides. RefSeq lists its product as uncharacterized. Gene Ontology annotation, cellular component: nuclear exosome (RNase complex); cytoplasmic exosome (RNase complex); nucleolus. Lineage: Eukaryota; Fungi; Basidiomycota; Tremellomycetes; Filobasidiales; Filobasidiaceae. Gene Ontology annotation, biological process: poly(A)-dependent snoRNA 3'-end processing; U4 snRNA 3'-end processing; nuclear mRNA surveillance. The transcript has 4 exons. Bases 1 to 819 code for a protein of 272 amino acids. The record is from RefSeq and is a predicted model, not a curated record.